UUGUCGGGUGUUGCUCGUUCGGCGUUGUGCGUGCAAAAAACACGCGAUUUACGUAAAUAUUAAAACGAAUAGGCACGUUAUUACAGUAGUACUACACGGGUGACUGGCAUUUGUACGUGUAGCGUGUGUGCCGGAAAAUACCUUAUGAUAUCGUAAUAAUAUUGUUCACGUACCGCAGUAAUAUCGUGAUCGUGUGAUUCCACCGACACCUACACGCUAGUGCACAGUAGAUGAUAAUAUAGGCACGUAAAACGUGUGAUGUGUGAACUGUGAUCGCAUAUCUUACCAUAUUAUAAUAAUACAAUGUUGUAAUCGCCAUCGCCACCGUUUUGUCUUGUAAUAAUAUUUGUCGUCGUCGCAAUACAAUAAUAUUAUCAUAUCGAUCGGAAGGUGCGUUUGUGUGUGUGCGACAGGAAGACGGCGGUGACGCGCCCGCGGGAAUACGAUCGUAAAUAGAUAUUUACGACAGCGGAGACGGCGGCGGCGGCAGUAGCAUCAGCAGUGGUACAACAACAACUCAUCACCACCACCCUCAAGCAAGCGACAGCCAGACGCCGCCACUUUACUGUCGAGGACGAUACAUUACAACUUCGUCACCAUCUGUAAAUAAUAAUAAUAAUAAUAAAUAUCAAUAAAACAAGACCGCCAUCACAACCAUCACCACUACAACUAUCUCCCCAAAUAUCAUUACCAAAACCACUAUAUCGCAACCACCACCAAAUCGACACGACAAUACUACAACACGGCCACGUGGACUUCGGUAUGCAAGCGUCCACGUCGCCCGCGUUCGCGCCGCGGCGCCCGUCCGCCUUGCGCGUGGACGGCGUCGGCGGUCAGCGCACUACUACGGCAGCCGCUUUUUCGUCCGUAGACCGUCUGCUGGCGGACAUCGCGUACCAGCGGCAAAAGGAACGACAGCGCGCGGUCGUGAACGGCCGACAGAGCCGGCAGAGCCGACGACACCGCGACGACAGUUCGCGACGUUCGGCUUCUACCUCAGCCACAGGAGCAGCGACUACAAAUUGCGUAACAACCACCGGAUCUGAACUCGACGACGAGGCGGCCUCGGCGUACUGGUGGACCGACGUGUUCCUCCGAUAUUUUGUGUUCGACGAGGACUGCACGAAGACUACCGCCACGGCCGACUCGGACGACUUGUUGUUUUUCGUGCGGCGCCGGCGAAACAGGCGCAAGUGCAGUAAGAGCCGAUCGUCCUCAUCACAACGUAGGCGAAAGGUAACUUACGACACUCGGGCUUACCGAAAACAACAGCACAACCAACAGCAGCAGCAACAACAGCAGCAAAAACCGACCAUGUUGCCGAUCGGCGACCCAGCAAUCCUGUGGCGGCACACGGUGUGCCUGAACGCCAUCGUUCAUCGGCUGCGGUACACACUCACGGUGGCCGUGUGCGUGCGUGUGCCCAGAAAAGCCGCCACCUGUUUCAGUUACUGCGACGGUUCGCGAGAAUUCGAAUCGGCCGACGACGGGCAAGGAGACUGCGAAUACGAUCUUCAGCUGCUGUCGCGACACGUGCACACAGUGUACGCAUCGACUAGUGGCAGGCGUAUGGACGCAGCCAAGGGACCUAGAGAGCGGCCCGUGUAUCCCGCCUUGUGUUGGGCCGUCGACGAUUUUGCCGAAGCGUUCCGCACAGUGAUUGUACGCCCUGGACAAACGGUAUGCGCCGAGCUGGUUGCAACUUGGCCUGGUCCGGCAACCGUGGUCGAGGAAUACCACAAUAACGACAACGAUGACGGCAACGACAAAGAUUUGGAUGACGGAAAUUGCAACCUAUUAAAUCGUCACAAAUCCACGCCAGUCAAACUAAAACAAAAUCAAAACAGAGCGGUUCUGUUCACCGGUGCCGUCCCUUACGCCGCGGUGCGCGCCGCAUACGAGUGCAAGAUGAGCUUGUACCGCAAUGCGGAACGCCAACGCAGGAAACGGUGGCGGCAACAGCAACGGAAACGCGGAGGCAAGAAAUCGUCGCUGGGCGCUGCCCUGUCCGCAUCGUUGACGGCGCUGUUCGUGGGCGGCAGCAAAGACUCUGCCCCGACAUCAGACUGCGGAGACUAUGAUAACUAUUACGGUGCUGGCUCUUCCACGACCGUCGCUGACGCGGAUCGCGUGGAAUAUGUGACGGUACGUGGUUGCCGACCGAGUUGUGAUGACGACGACAGCGGCGGCGAAUUGUCAUCGGAUGACGAAAAUCGCGACGGCGACGACUCGGACUUUGACGCGGACGACAGUUGUACGAAGGGCCUGGCUCAGAUGGCCGUCACGCUCGCACCAAUACAGCCGGUUGAAACGGUAACCUCAGGUUUUGAUGGUAAUCCUGAAUACCACUAUCACCAACAGGAGUGUGGUGGUAGAGAAGACGAUUGCGGCGAAACCAGAUACGAUCAGAACCCUGAUUUUACUACCAACGCAUAUUAUGAUCAGGAUAACGAUGAUUACACCACAGUGAUUGGUUACCAGCAACAGCAACUCGAGUCCUACACGACACCGGCAACAACUUCUGAACCGGGUGAUUACUAUGAUUACGGAUGGGACUAUGAAACUGCGGCCAGUAGCGAACAGCAAACACCCCAAACGCCUUCCUAUUAUUAUCAACAACAACAGCAGCAACAACUUGAGCGUCAACGACGCAGGGGCCGCAAACCGAGGCGACUCAGUGACCCAUGCUCUACAUCUAUUUUCGAUCAGCUGGAUAACAAUGACCACGAUACAGAGCAACAUCACCAGCCCUACCAACAACAGUACGAAAUCAAUAAUUAUAAUAGCAUGUGCGGAAAGAAAAGUAGGCGAAAACAAAAGUAUAACUACCAGCAUCGACUACAACAGAAACUGAAUAGUUAUGGAAGUGUAAGAGGAUUAUCGUCGGUCGCAUCGACACCAGGAAAAUCUGGAAAAAUGCAACAUCCACAUCGGGCCUGGUCUGAGAGCGAUGGGUUGGAUCAGUAUGGCGGUGGCUUCGUUCAACAAAUUCAAAAUCAGCAAAAGCCUCAACUGUUACUUCCACCUCCUGUACCUUAUUAUUGUGCUGCUGAAGCAGCCGAAUCGGGUUUUGCGCAGUACGUGCACAAAAGUCCGGGUGGCUGGUGGACACGCACUAAGAACAAGCGGCGUAGAAGACGUCAUAAAAGUACGAAGCGAAAGCAGAGUAGUAAGACUAAUAUAACCGUUAUAGAUCGACGUCGAAGUUCCAGCGCUGGUCCGAAUAGUUACACCGUUACCGAUUACGAGAAUAGUUAUGGCUCAGAUUCGGGAUCAAACUCAGACCAUAGCCAAUCAAACUCUGAUGAACAAGAAAGUGAUGGCGAAUUCAUUGGGGCGCUCGCUGCUGCCGCAUCAUUUGGUCAGGACCCUGAUCGAGAAUGGUUGCAACGGGGAAGCGCUGGUGAUCCAGUAGCUGAUUGGGAUCGGUAUGACUGUGAGAGUGACUCAUCAUCUGAACCUAAUGACGAUAAUAUGGUUGAAUGGACAACGGAGAUCAUGGCCACUGAUAUAAGGCGUAAACAACCAUAUCCAAACUGUUCAACAAUAGCUAUGUCAUCUAGGAUGGUACAUGACAAUUCUUUAAAUUUUUGUGAUGAACAGACACCGACACCUGUUUUUACAAACCGUCAUCUUCAUCAUCAACCAAAACAGCAAUCUGUUGGGCACUCACAACAAUUUAAUCGGCGGCUAUUGGUGCCACAAUUCCGACCUCAACCACUCGAGCCACCACCACCACCUGCGCUUAGCGUUGCAUUUACUGCCGUAGCCUGUCCGUGGUGGACAGUCCUAGAAGAUGUGUUGCAUGUGAAUGCCAAAACUUCAGGAGAGCAAUUAUCAUCAAAUAAAAUAAUCACGAGAUUACCGCUCCUCACGUUUGAUUAAAUAUAAACGUCGCUAAGAAAAAUAAUGAACAAACAACGUUUUAAUUUUGUGAACACAUUAAAAAUUACUUUGUAUGCCUUAGUGAUGGCGUUAAACUCACUAAUUACUCAUAGAGUAUAAAAUAUAUAAAAAUUAUUGCAUGAUGGAAAACAAAAUACUUCAUCCUAGCUUUCGGAGUAAAACAAACAGAAGAAUAAACGUCAGCUGUGAAUAAUUAGUAUAUUGAUUAAACUUUUACGAUAUAUAAGACGUAAUAUGUGUAUUAUACUAUGUUAAUACAAGAAUAUAAUGGACACUCAAUGUCUUGAAUACAAAAAAAUUAACUCAAAAUAAUUAAAAUUAAGAGUCUUAUAAGAUAUUAUUGAUUCAAAAUAGAUUUUUGCUGCUACAAUGAAAAACAAAAUACGCUGAUACUUUAAUUUCAAAACUAUUUUUCUUUAGAGAAGAUAAAUAGCAUAACAAGCAUACGAGUAUUUCUAUGAAUCAUGAAAACCCAUCCGGAUAAUGAAAGUUGAAUUUAAGUUUUGUCCCACUUCUAGAGCUCUAACAGAAAAAUGCAAGAUUCAUAAUCAUAGUGUUCCGACUGUUUUGAACAUACUUGUAUAGUAUAUAUAUUAUGUGCUAUUAGAAUAUUAUAAGACACUUCAUGUCCAUUAAUUAAUUAAGAAUAACUACUAUAAGAAUUUAUAAAUAAAUUAUUGUGUUGAAAUGAAAAUCAUGAUAAAUAAACAUGAACAGCUGGAAUUAUAUUAUAUUAAUUACAAUUAUAUGAUGAAUAAUUUUCGGGUAUACCGUAUAAGAACAGCAAUUAAUUUAAAGUAUGAAUUUAAUUAGCGAUGACAAAAAGUUCAAACUAAACAUGCUUUCUUAUGUACAAAUAUUCAUUGAUUCAGUCUUUGUUGGAAAAAAAUGUCGUCCAAUUUCAAUCAAGUGCAUUUAUUGAUUAGUAACUGUGACCAUACAUCUGCCAUGGCUUAAAAAUAAAUGCUAAGUCGACAUCCCAGUGGUCCUAACAAUGAAUUAUUUCUUUGUAACUGAGAAUAAUAUUUAAUACCUGACGACCACAAGGCACAAACUGUAUUCCCAUCUAGAGAACACUGAUGUUGCAAUCAUUUGAACAAUCAUUGUCAAUGAUGGAUAUAAGAAACGUUAAUUGCGGUCGUCAGGAUUAUUUGGCAAGUUUAUAUUAGUUGGCGGGUGCUGUGACAGUUACAAAAUCCAUUAUCUACGAACGUAAUUAAGUUUUUACUGCUCAAAUUCUGGAAUCAACAGGCACAUAAUUUACACAUAAACAUAACUAGUUUUUGCGCAUGUCUCUCCAUUCCACAUUAAUUACAUCACCAGUCACCACACCACACAUACAGCAUCCAAUCAUUUCACCACCAUAUAAACACUCAACUGAAUUAUUAUAUUUUCAUCAAAGCUUAGAGCAUUUAUUUAUUACAAAAAAUCAUUCACUCAAUAAAACCUUGUAUCUAAACUUUGUUUAUACGUUAGUUAUGUAAAUGCAAACUGUGUCGAGUACUAAUAAUUUGACUGAGAUUCUAAUGAUAGCAAAAUGCACAUCGUAGACAAGUAGCUUAUUUAUGUAGAAUUUGUGUAGAAUUUUAAUUAUUGUAUUUGUAUAUAAAUACAACACAAUUUAUCAAGACUACAUUUAAAUUUUAAAUAUUUCAAGUACACCAUAAACUUAAAUUUGCUUAAAAUUGUCUAUGAAACACAUUUACUUGUUUAACAAACUUACAGUUGUGUUAUAAUUUAUUUUUCAUCUUAUAAUGUUGCUUAUGCGUGUAUCAUUAAAUUUGUUACUUUGUUAGCAACGAUAGCAUCUCAUAUAAACCUUUUUUUCUAUUGUAAUAUUGUAUUGCCAAUUCAGCAUGUCAUCUUUGUAAGUUGUAUAAUUUUAAAUAUAUUUUCAAAAAUAAACAUAGAUUUCUUACACAUCUCUUUCGAUUAAAAUCUUACCAAUCACAUGUGUGUUUAUUUACAUUUGAGUGAAAAUAACGUUUCUUCUUAAAAAAGGAUCUGCACAUUUAAUUUCACUACUGAUUGAUGGUGUUGGUGUUGGUGUUGGAGUUGAUACUGUUUAUUAUUCUUGAGAAAAUCCUGAAUUUUAUUUUCUAAGUAUUACUUAUCUAUUGACUAUUUGUUUAAAUCACCGAAACAAAAAAUAUGAUUAAAUGUUAUUUCUUAAUAAUCAUACUAACUUCGUUAUUUUGUAAAUUAUGUACUCUAACCUUAAAAACUUAAGAUAAAAGGACCA
Molecule: messenger RNA, 6148 nt
Organism: Rhopalosiphum maidis (corn leaf aphid)
Lineage: Eukaryota; Metazoa; Arthropoda; Insecta; Hemiptera; Aphididae
Source: RefSeq, a predicted model, not a curated record